This is a messenger RNA of Peromyscus eremicus (cactus mouse), 3601 nucleotides long. RefSeq names its product protein phosphatase 4 regulatory subunit 3A (gene Ppp4r3a). Gene Ontology annotation, molecular function: protein phosphatase activator activity. NCBI's taxonomy places the organism in Eukaryota, Metazoa, Chordata, Mammalia, Rodentia, Cricetidae. The transcript is spliced from 15 exons. Gene Ontology annotation, cellular component: protein phosphatase 4 complex; nucleoplasm. Bases 332 to 2851 code for a protein of 839 amino acids. Gene Ontology annotation, biological process: protein dephosphorylation; DNA damage response. The record is from RefSeq and is a predicted model, not a curated record.
UCUGCGGAGGUCAUGGCGGAGGCGGGAGCAGGGCUGUGAACCGAGCUGCCCCUUGUUGGAACGGCGGCCCGGUAGGCUGUGCAGAGCCGCGCGUUCCUGUCGGGGCUGCUGGGCGCCCGCGCUCCCCCGGCCUGGACAAUAGCGCCGAGGAGCGGGCGGCGAGAGAAGGCGGCGGCCCUGGGCUCGGACCCGGGAGCGGACCAUGCGAGCGGCGGCGCGGCUCCGGGGCGGCCAGCGGCGGCACUGAGGUCCCGGAGUUUCCCGUUCGCGGCCGCCCGCCUUUCCUGGACACCGUCCCCGGGCCCCUCGGGCGGGGCCCCCGGCCGGCACGAUGACCGACACCCGACGGCGGGUGAAGGUCUACACGCUCAACGAGGACCGGCAAUGGGACGACCGGGGCACUGGCCAUGUGUCCUCGGGCUACGUGGAGCGGCUCAAGGGCAUGUCCCUGCUCGUCAGGGCCGAGAGCGACGGUUCUCUUCUUCUAGAGUCCAAAAUAAAUCCUAACACUGCAUACCAGAAGCAACAGGACACUCUGAUUGUAUGGUCUGAAGCAGAAAAUUAUGACUUGGCUCUUAGCUUUCAAGAAAAAGCUGGAUGCGAUGAAAUUUGGGAGAAAAUCUGUCAGGUUCAAGGAAAGGACCCUUCAGUGGACAUCACUCAGGACCUGGUAGAUGAAUCUGAAGAGGAGCGAUUUGAUGAUAUGUCCUCACCGGGUUUAGAAUUGCCAUCUUGUGAAUUAAGUCGACUGGAGGAAAUUGCAGAGCUUGUGGCAUCAUCUUUACCAUCCCCCCUUCGCCGUGAGAAACUCGCACUAGCAUUGGAAAAUGAGGGUUAUAUUAAAAAGCUUUUAGAGCUUUUUCAUGUGUGUGAAGAUCUGGAAAAUAUUGAAGGACUGCACCACUUAUAUGAGAUUAUCAAAGGGAUCUUCCUUUUGAACCGAACUGCUCUUUUUGAGGUUAUGUUCUCUGAGGAAUGUAUAAUGGACGUCAUUGGAUGCUUGGAAUAUGACCCAACUUUAUCACAACCACGAAAACACAGGGAGUUUUUAACAAAAACAGCCAAGUUUAAAGAAGUGAUUCCCAUAUCAGAUCCUGAGCUGAAACAAAAAAUUCAUCAGACAUACAGAGUUCAGUAUAUACAAGAUAUGGUUCUCCCUACCCCUUCAGUCUUUGAAGAAAACAUGUUAUCAACACUUCACUCCUUUAUCUUUUUCAAUAAAGUAGAAAUUGUUGGUAUGUUACAGGAAGAUGAAAAAUUUCUGACAGAUUUGUUUGCACAACUAACAGAUGAGGCAACAGAUGAGGAAAAAAGACAAGAAUUGGUUAACUUUUUAAAAGAAUUUUGUGCAUUUUCUCAAACGCUACAACCCCAAAACAGAGAUGCUUUUUUCAAGACUUUGUCAAACAUGGGCAUAUUACCAGCUUUAGAAGUCAUCCUUGGUAUGGAUGAUACACAGGUGCGAAGUGCUGCUACUGAUAUAUUCUCAUACUUGGUUGAAUAUAAUCCAUCCAUGGUACGAGAGUUUGUCAUGCAGGAGGCACAACAGAAUGAUGAUGUAAGUAAGAAGUUAACAGAGCAAAAAAUAACCAGCAAGGAUAUUUUGCUCAUCAACCUCAUUAUAGAACAUAUGAUUUGUGAUACAGAUCCUGAGCUUGGAGGAGCAGUCCAACUUAUGGGCCUGCUUCGAACUUUAGUUGACCCAGAGAACAUGCUAGCCACUGCCAAUAAAACAGAAAAGACUGAAUUUCUGGGUUUCUUCUACAAGCACUGUAUGCAUGUUCUCACUGCUCCCUUACUAGCAAAUACAACAGAAGACAAGCCUAGUAAAGAUGAUUUUCAAACUGCACAGUUACUGGCACUUGUAUUGGAGUUGCUAACAUUUUGUGUGGAGCACCAUACCUACCACAUAAAGAACUAUAUUAUCAACAAGGACAUCCUUCGCAGAGUGCUAGUUCUUAUGGCCUCCAAGCAUGCUUUCUUGGCAUUAUGUGCCCUCCGAUUUAAGAGAAAAAUCAUUGGAUUAAAAGAUGAAUUUUAUAACCGCUACAUAAUGAAAAGUUUUUUAUUUGAACCUGUAGUCAAAGCAUUUCUCAACAAUGGAUCUCGUUACAAUCUGAUGAACUCCGCCAUAAUAGAAAUGUUUGAAUUUAUUAGAGUGGAAGAUAUAAAAUCAUUAACUGCCCAUGUAAUUGAAAAUUAUUGGAAAGCACUAGAAGAUGUAGAUUAUGUGCAAACUUUUAAAGGAUUAAAAUUGAGGUUUGAACAACAAAGAGAAAGGCAAGACAACCCCAAACUCGACAGCCUUCCAUUUUCUCAUAGCAUGCGGUCCAUCUUGAGGAAUCAUCGAUAUCGACGAGAUGCCAGAACUCUAGAAGAUGAAGAAGAGAUGUGGUUUAACACAGAUGAAGAUGACAUGGAAGAUGGAGAAGCUGUGGUGUCUCCAUCUGACAAAACUAAGAAUGAUGAUGAUAUCAUGGAUCCAAUAAGUAAAUUCAUGGAAAGGAAGAAAUUGAAAGAAAGUGAAGAAAAGGAGGUGCUUCUGAAAACUAAUCUUUCUGGACGACAGAGCCCAAGUUUCAAACUCUCCCUGUCUAGUGGGACAAAGACUAACCUCAGCAGCCAGUCGUCGGCAGCAAGCCUACCUGGCUCUCCAGGGUCACCUGGGUCCCCAGGCUCUCCGGGCUCUCCUGGAUCCGUCCCUAAGAGUACAUCUCAGACGGCAGCUAUUACCACAAAGGGAGGACUCGUGGGUCUCGUAGAUUAUCCCGAUGAUGAUGAAGAUGAUGAUGAGGAUGAAGACAAGGAAGACACGCUACCACUGUCAAAGAAAGCAAAAUUUGAGUCCUAAUAUUAGCAACUGCCUGUGAUCAGUACCUGUUGACAAAACUGGUUCUUUACCCCUCCCCCCUACAAAAUCCACAUCAAAGCGCAGUGGUCUCAUGUGAGUGACUGACACAAAUCAGCAGCACACUGGACUUCUGCUCAUCAAGUGCCAAUUCAAUGGAGCAGGAGGAGGGGGAUGCCGUGCAGUUAGGGGGAAGACAUAGCCUGUGAGCUCUCCAGCUUGGACCACACAUUGCCCUUUUCUCAGGGAAGGAAAUGGAAAUCAAAAGCCAACAGGGCAGGGGUUUUGUCAGUGGAACUCUGGAUUGACUGGUCAGUUGCUACAAUCAGAACUUGCUUUCUUGGACCAUGUUUGAGACGUAGAAGAAUGGGUCUUUCUGCCAUAGUUCCUCACUAGUAAAGAAUGCCAGCAGUUUCUUUGUUUAAAGAGACCUGCCUUUAAAACCGUACAUUCUGAACAUUUUAGUCAAGCUACAACAGGUUUGGAAAACCUCUGUGGGGGAGGGGCAAAAUAAAGUAUCCUCUUUUUUUAAUCUGUUCCCUUUGCCCUUCAAACUGCAGAUUUUUUUUUUUUUAAAAGGUAGGGAUUUGUCCCUACUUGAUUAAAGAUUGAGUGGAAUUCUAGAUGUGGUCAUUUGUGUCAUAAUUUUUCUUUUUGUUUCAGUUUGUUUGUUUUGUUUUUCUCCCCCUGAGUGUAUGAUUAGUUGUUGAAUAUAUAUAUUUGGGACCAUUAAAACAUUUUUGAUGUAAUAUA